AUGUCAGAGAAGAAACCGCGAGGCUCAGACACCCGUCCCAAAAGCGGCCUUCGCAGCUGGAGUGCAGACAGCUACAUCUGGCGGGGGAAGAAGCGCUCCCGGAGCUCCCGCAACGGGUCGAGCCCCGGCGGUCUGGAAGCAGAUGGGCCGGAGGAGCUGGGCGUGCGCUCCACUUCCUGCCCGAGGCGGCGCAGAGAGAGAAAGUGUAGCUGCAGCACUCUGGGGGACUCGUUGACUGCCGCAGAUAUCGAUGUGGUGUGUCGGAAGGCCUUGUCUCGCCGCUCGCUGCGGCAGAAGUUCCAGGACGCCGUGGGCCAGUGUUUGCCGCUGCGCUCCCACCAACACCACCACCACCACCACCACCACUCCGCCGGCUCCUCGCGGCCCUUCUCCGUGCUCUUCUGGUCCAAACGCAAGAUCCACGUGUCGGAGCUCAUGCAGGACAAGUGUCCAUUCUCACCCAAGUCCGAACUGGCCCGAUGCUGGCACCUGAUCAAGAACCAGACCACAAACCCAGGCGCCCUCAAGGACAUGGAGGCUCCCCUCAAACCCAGUGUCUCUUCUUCUACCUCCACGCCACAGACGCCCCUCUCCUGGGACGAUAUCUGUUGCUCUCCCGGGCCUGGAGGCACCAGUCUGGAGGACUGGGACCCCUCUUGUCCCCACGGGGGAGGAGAGGGGAACUGUGGCCACACGGACUACAUCCUGGUCCCAGAUCUCCUCCAGAUCAACAACAGCUCCUGCUACUGGGGCGUGCUGAACCGCUUCGAGGCCGAGGAGCUGCUGGAGGGCCAGCCCGAGGGGACCUUCCUGCUCCGGGACUCGGCCCAGGACGAGUUUCUCUUCUCGGUCAGCUUCCGCCGCUACAGCCGCUCCCUGCACGCGCGCAUCGAGCAGAACGGGAAGCGUUUCAGCUUUGACGUGCGCGACCCGUGCAUGUACCGGGACGCCAGCGUGACGGGCCUGCUGAGACACUACAGCGACCCGGCCACCUGCCUCUUCUUCGAGCCCCUCCUCUCCAAGCCGCUCGCCAGGAACUUCCCCUUCACCCUGCAGCACCUGUGCAGGGCUGUGAUCUGCAGCUGCACCACCUACCAGGGCGUGGACACCCUGCCGCUGCCGCCGCAGCUCAGAGACUACCUCAGACAGUACCACAUAAAGUGUGAAGGGGCCUGUGCCGUGUGA
This is a messenger RNA of Salarias fasciatus (jewelled blenny), 1185 nucleotides long. RefSeq names its product suppressor of cytokine signaling 4 (gene socs4). Gene Ontology annotation, cellular component: phosphatidylinositol 3-kinase complex. Gene Ontology annotation, biological process: intracellular signal transduction; phosphatidylinositol phosphate biosynthetic process. The transcript has a single exon. Bases 1 to 1185 code for a protein of 394 amino acids. The record is from RefSeq and is a predicted model, not a curated record. Gene Ontology annotation, molecular function: 1-phosphatidylinositol-3-kinase regulator activity. Lineage: Eukaryota; Metazoa; Chordata; Actinopteri; Blenniiformes; Blenniidae.